This is a messenger RNA of Pelmatolapia mariae (spotted tilapia), 332 nucleotides long. Its product is annotated as eotaxin-like. The record is from RefSeq and is a predicted model, not a curated record. Gene Ontology annotation, biological process: immune response. NCBI's taxonomy places the organism in Eukaryota, Metazoa, Chordata, Actinopteri, Cichliformes, Cichlidae. The transcript is spliced from 4 exons. Gene Ontology annotation, molecular function: chemokine activity. The coding region runs from base 19 to 264 and encodes 81 amino acids. Gene Ontology annotation, cellular component: extracellular region.
ACUCUCCUCCUGCUCUCAAUGUGUGUGUGCUGCCACUCCUCUGAAGAUACUCAUGGUCGUCAUCCUGGACCGGUACCACCGUGCUGCGUGGACGUCACCAAAGGCAAUAUGAGCGCUGACGUGGUGGGGCAAACAUAUCGUGAGCAGGCUGCAAGACAUCACUGUGUGAAGGCUAUAAUUUUUAACACAAAAAAUGGACCACUUUGUGCAGAUCCAGACGCUCAGUGGGUCAAAGAUCUCACUGCCAAAAUGAGGAAGGAGUGAAGCCUGUCUGCUACAUCAGUAUUUUCAGUAUUUCCAUCACCUUUAAAGGCUUAUUCAAACCAGAGCGC